ACUACGGGACGGAACAAAACUUCCAAAGACACACAAGGGGAAUAUUGUGUCGCGGCAGAAGUUUAGUUAGCUACGUUUAUCAUUCAUGUUUCUACCCUCCUGACAGUGAUUUUUAGAAACGCUCGUACCAUAUGCGUUAAAUAAACUCCCAGAUAAUAGUGCAAUGAAGUUUAAAGGCACCUCGAAAACUACGUGCACAUUAAGUUAGUCAAGCAAAGCAACUGAAAGGCAAAACUGACUCUACCACUGGAAAUUUCUGGGCACUACAGCAUGGAGGGCUGCAGUGAGCAAAGAGGAGAAUUUCUACUGGAGUUACACCUGUUAUGUGACUCUGACGCAUCCUGCACAAAGUCAGUAGGGACGGACCUCUCCAUGGAGGAUAUUGGUAACCUACAAACAGAAGUCUGUGAACUGAGAAAAGUGAUUGCAGUGCUGGAGAGAAAGUUAAAUCAGAAUCCAGAAAAACUUUCUAAGGAGGAUGUUCCCACUUGGAGUUCUGUCUAUAAAACUGAACUAAACUGCACAGAAACACAAGACUCUGAUCACAGUGGUGAAGACCAGCAUAUACCACAGGACAUGGAGAAUGUACCCAAUCAGUCUCCGGUGUGUAAAACUGAACCAAACCCCACAGUCACACUGGAACCUGACUGUAACACUCUUAACCUGCACACACUGCAGAACAUGGAGGAUGAACCCAGUCAGUCUUCUGUUUGUGGACCUGAACAGGCCUCUGUUGCCGCACUGGAGUCUGUAUGUGACCAUGAGAAUCAGUCCACACUGCAGGAGGAUGUACCUAGUCUCUCUCUACACUGUUAUAGUGACCCAAACCCUACAGAGUCCCUGGACUCUGACUGUGAUGGAGGAGACCAGCACACAAUGCAGUCUCCAUUAAAGACAUGUUCGGUUAGACUUGUGGACUGCAGGAAAAUUCUGGAGCUGAAUGGAAACAUCAUAGCACAGAGAGACCAGAGUGGUGGUGAUGAUGCUGAAUGUGCUGGGGAUGAUGAUGAUGAUGAUGAGGGUGACUGUGGUGAUGGUGAUGAUGAUGGUGAUGAUUUUGUUCCUUCAGGUGUAAACAGAACGUCUUCUAAAUGCAGUGGGUCCUUUCCGUCCAAGGAGCUAAAUCAUGUGAAAAGGAAGUACACUAAAUAUGGAUUAAAACCCUUCACCUGCACAGAGUGUGAGAAAAGAUUUUCCACACAGAGUUAUCUGAAAACACACAUGAUGAAACACACCGGAGAGAAGACCUUCCACUGUAACGAGUGUGGGAAGAAUUACAGUACUAAAGGCAAUCUCAAAGUUCACCAAAGUUUACAUGCAAGAAGAGAGACAUACAGGUGCUCCCCCUGUGCGAAGGUCUUCACUAAGCUCACUGUCUUUAAAGCACACCAGGCGAGGCAUGGUGAAAAGCCCUUCGACUGCAGCGUGUGCGGGAAACGUUUCAGCUGUAAAGGGAAUCUUAAGGCACAUCUGAGAGUUCACACAGGGGAAAAACCUUACCAGUGUUCCUAUUGUGACAGGAGCUUCAGUUACAAAACCCACUGUAUGAACCAUGUACGCUCACACACAAACGAGAGGCCAUACCAGUGCUCGUUCUGUGAGAAAACGUUUUGCAGAUCCCAUGGUUUAAAAGCACAUGAAGAAUUACACACUGCAGAAAAGCCUCACAAGUGCUCUCACUGUGGGAAGAGUUUUAAAGUAAUGAGGUAUUUACUGUGUCACCAGAGAAUACACACAGGGGAGAAGCCUUACCUCUGUGCUCAGUGUGGGAAAACAUUCACGUGGUUGAAGGACUGCUUAACGCAUCAGAGAAUACACACUGGCGAAAGGCCGUACAUGUGCGCUACAUGUGGAAAAAGGUUCAAUAAACCUUACAGUCUUAGUGUGCAUAAAAGAGUUCAUACUGGAGAUAGGCCUUACAAAUGCUCUCAGUGUGAGAAAACCUUUGCUAGGCUGGACACUUUAAAAACCCACCAGAGGAAGCAUUCUGGGGAGAAGCCUUACCGCUGUACAGUGUGUUCAGAGACCUUUGCCUACCUGGGCAGUUUUCACUCUCACAAGAAAAAACACAUGAGGUGCACUGCCCUCAGCUAAGGCUAGGUGGCAGUGUUCUCUGGGUGGGCAUGGAUUGGUGAAAUAGUGGGUUUUGUUUUCAGUUUCUUGCACAACUCUGGCUUGACUUGUGCAACUUCCCUGCUUGUCUGUUUAAAAGGCAAAACGAGCUUUGUUUUCUUUCUCUCAGAUCCUGAAGGACUUGGCUGGCCAUGCUUCUUCAUGGCGCCUGAGCCAUUUGUGUUUCUGGUCCUCUCAUACACUGGGGCCAUUAAGGCUUUUUGUUGGUAAACAAAAUUACCAUGUAGUGAUUUAUAAUAAUGAAAAUUUUUUUUUUAAAAUUUACUCAUCCACUUCAUUUAUAAGGCAUUUUAAAAAAUAGGUUUACAAGCUGCCUUGCAGAAAACAUGUAAUGGAAAUAGAAUACAAAUCGAUCUGAAUAAGUAAAAACAAAAUGUAAAGCAAAGGAUAAAAGUGCAGCAGUUACAGGUUAAUUACAGGCUAAUUAAAACACUAAUCAUAGCAGAGAGAGAUCUUUACUGUCCUCUUAAAUGCACUUAUAGCAGCCCUCAUGUGAUUAGGAAGGAAACUGCACAGAGUAGGGCAAUUGUAAGAAAAUACUUCCCCUACUCUCUGUAGGCAGGUAGGUGGUAUGACUGGCAUAUUUCUCUUAUAAAGCCAAACCUUGAUUGGAACCUAAGAAUCAGUUUAUUGUGAUGUUGAGACACCAUGCUGUUGGGAGGAUGUCACAGAACUUGGACGUAUUUCUAAAGGGGUAGAAUGCCAUUUUGCAAACAUUACUUCAUGCCCUUAGGUUCGUAAAGAUAAUGACAUUGUCGAAAGUAACUGCUGAUUUUUGAGUUUUUAGCAUUCAAUGAUAUGGUCUCUACACGUGACAGUGUAACAUUUCUCAAUGCACUAGUAGAGGAUAAUUUGAUUUCCUCUAGUAAAUAAAGGAGAUGAUCGGCCAUCGAGGUCCAGUAGCUGUAGAUGUACAUGGUUGCGCAUCAUCAGCAUCCUGCUAAAAAGAAAUGUGUAUUCUCAUUAACCUGACUAACAAGAGAUUUCAUCCCUUGAUGGAACACAGAGACUUCACAGGAAGAAAACAUGUCACUGAUGAAUAAGUUCCAAAUGCAGAUUAAUAUUCAUAACCCACAGGUAGGCUUAGAACCAAAUUAAAAUAUUUGUUCUAGUCCUGUACAAAACUUAUCAUUCUGCCUUUUUCCUGUGCAAGCCAAAGUGUGUCUCCUUGAAGUCCUUGUAGCCUAGUUUAAGGGGUUUCAACCUUUCUGGACAGGCAACCCCUUCCGUUGUGUACUUUGAACCCCCAACUACAUUCACCCUCAUGCAAAACUGAGAAAACUCUUGAUAAGCUAAAAAUAAUAUAACGUUCUGCAUGUCGUACAUAUGAUUCACUUUUGCUGAUUUAAAUAUAUACUAUAAAAAGAUAAUUGUACCUUAUUCUGUGUGACAGCUGAGCCUGUUUCUGCAAGCAGAUCAUAGGAAUUGAAAUGUCACUGUGGUUUAGCCAGUUGUCCAUUUCUGAGUAGCCAGCAAUGGCUACUCUGUCCGCUAGCUUGUCUUUGAAUGUCAGAUGCUUGGUGUUUGUGCCUUACUAAUUUCACAGGUUUGAAACCUUUGCAAGUACCUCUGAUCAUAACACAUUGGGUAUUGUUCUUCAUUUAGUAUGAUGCAUGUAAAUCCAUAUUUUAUUUACCUUUCAUCAUCCUAUCUGCAUUUUGAUGCAGUCUUUGUUUUUUCCACUCUCUUAAACCAAUUUAUUCCCCCCCCACACACACCUGAGGUGCCUAGCCCUAAUCGCUAGGUGUAUGCACAACACAAUGUGACAAUUUUAGUAAAUUCGUAAUCAUCGUAUAUGUGUUUUAAGAUCCUUUCCUUGUUUCAUUGCUAAAUGAUAUUGGUCGAGCAAUAAAGGCUCCCCUUUCUAUUGUGUUACUGGUUCACAAGCCUGUGCCCAUGACUCACGGUCAGUGGUGAAAGAAAUGACACAGCUGUUCAUGAUCCACUGGAAUUGAUUCCUGAAGCUGGCACAUUCAGGGCUUCAUACAUUAGCGACAGCCUUUCAAGAUGAUGACAUAGCAGGAGUCUUUGUACUAGUAGGUUCUUGUAGGCUGUCCUUAUUUUUUGUUGAAGACUCUAGAAAUGAUUAAUUGCUGGUCAUGUGGCAAAACGUAUCUAUCACCACAAAACAUAACUAGUUUGCUUGAUAAAAAAAAUGUAGGUAAUGAAAAGGUUGUUGAGUGAAUUCUGAUAAACAUGCACAAGAAGAUUAAAACACUUUUUUUAAGA
Electrophorus electricus (electric eel) is the source of this 4362-nucleotide messenger RNA. RefSeq lists its product as uncharacterized. Lineage: Eukaryota; Metazoa; Chordata; Actinopteri; Gymnotiformes; Gymnotidae. The record is from RefSeq and is a predicted model, not a curated record. Gene Ontology annotation, molecular function: RNA polymerase II cis-regulatory region sequence-specific DNA binding; DNA-binding transcription factor activity, RNA polymerase II-specific. Gene Ontology annotation, cellular component: nucleus. Gene Ontology annotation, biological process: regulation of transcription by RNA polymerase II.